Messenger RNA from Macrosiphum euphorbiae (potato aphid), 330 nucleotides. NCBI's taxonomy places the organism in Eukaryota, Metazoa, Arthropoda, Insecta, Hemiptera, Aphididae. The record is from the annotation of a GenBank genome assembly.
AUGGACGCUUUAAACAAUUUAGAUGAUGUAGAAGCUGUCUGUCUAGUGUAUUCGAUGUAUAAAAUGAAUAAAAAACAAAAAAAAGAUAAAAAAAAUAAACGUCGUUGGUGGGUACAUCCACUUAACUUAAAAAGGCCGCGCGAAGGACAGUUUCAAGUAACCUUUAUGACAUUGAGGCAAUAUCCGGAAGAGUUUUUUAAAUAUUUCCGUAUGUCAAUUAAAACAUUUGAUGAGCUGUUAAAUAUGAUUGGAAGACAGUUGCAAAAGCAAGAUACUGUGUUACGUUUAUCUAUUCCACCUGAAGAAAGGUUGACCGUUACAUUAAGGUAA